Molecule: messenger RNA, 744 nt
Organism: Letharia columbiana
Lineage: Eukaryota; Fungi; Ascomycota; Lecanoromycetes; Lecanorales; Parmeliaceae
Exons: 5
Coding region: 1-744 (247 amino acids)
Biological process (GO): mRNA splicing, via spliceosome
Cellular component (GO): U2 snRNP
Molecular function (GO): protein binding; U2 snRNA binding
Source: RefSeq, a predicted model, not a curated record
AUGAGGUUAACCGCCGAACUCAUCCAAGCCUCCCUCUCCUACCUCAACCCCCUCAAAGAGCGCGAACUGGAUCUCAGAGGACACAAACUACCUGCGAUUGAGAAUCUGGGCGUUGCCAAGGAUCAAGACGCUAUCGACUUCACCGACAACGACAUAACAGCCCUCUCCAACUUCCCGCUCUCCCCUCGACUACGCACGCUCCUCCUCGCGCGGAACAGGAUCAAUAGCAUACAACCCACGCUUGCAAACUCGUUGCCGAAUCUCACCACCUUGAUUCUGACUUCCAACAACUUCGCCGAGCUCGCGGAUUUGGACGUGCUGAGGAACUUCCCGAGGCUCACGCUUCUAUCGCUACUAGAGAACCCUGUCACGAGGCGAGAGAAUUAUCGGUAUUGGAUAAUAUGGCGCUGUCCCACCGUCCGCUUCCUCGACUACCAAAAAGUGAAAGAUGUUGAGCGCGAGAAAGCUACGGAGCUGUUCGGCACGGCCAAAGAGCCUUCGGCGCUCGCUUCAAAGAUCAUGGGCAUCAAAUCUCGCACCUUCGACAUCCCCUCCACCUCUCUGGCCAAUGGUACCAGUAGCGCUGGCGACAAAUCGUACCGUGUAAAGCUGACGGACAAGGAGAAGAAGAGGGUAGAGGGGCUGAUUAGGAACGCGAAGAGUUUGCAGGAGAUUACGAGGUUGGAGAAGGAGCUGAAUGAUGGACGCAUCCCGCAAGGAGGGGGUGAUGAGAUGGAAGAAUGA